GCGGGUUGGACUAGAUGACCCUUGUGGUCCCUUCCGACUACAAUUCUAUGAUUCUAUUGAUAUAUUACCAUACCAUAUGCAUCGUUCUGCUUUCUUGAAUUGUCCUACUCCUAGGCAUAGCAGCCAACUCCUAGAGGCCUAGGUGCCUCUCUUCCCCCCCCCCCAAAUUACUGGUAAAUACCGUAUUUGAAAGAGUCAUCCCCCCAUGUUGAUGGGCUUUCUAUGUGGGGCUUAUCUGCCCCCCCCCCGUAUUUUAUUAAGGAUGGAAGAGGGAGGGAAGGAAGGAAGGAAGAAAUAGAGAGAGGGAUAACUCAUAUUUGUGGGUGUCUCUGGAUGACGCUGUGAUGCUGGAACUUGUAAGCAGCUUUCUCUCUGCUUGAUUUACAGCAGGCACGUCCAGCAGGUAGAUUGUGAUCUACCAGUAGAUCACUGGAUGUCUGUGGUACAUCACUGGUAGGUCACUGGCACCCCUAAAAAAAGCUCACCCAAAAUUUUCCUCCUCCCUCAAAAAAGUUGAACUAUGACCUGAAGCCCUAAACAAAAAUGGGCCUCCCUCCCUCCUGAAAGAAGCUCAACAAGUUUGACCUAAACCCCAAAAUACAGGGCUUCCCUUCCUUUAAAAAAAACUCAGCAGCUUUGACCUGAACCCCCCAAAAGGGGGUAGAUCACCCCCAGUUUUAAACUCUGAGUAGAUCAGAGUCUCUUGGGAGGUGGCCACCCCUGAUUUACAGUAUACAGAUGCAGGAGGAGGGGCAGACUGGAACACCAAUGCUUUUUAUAAACAUCACUGUGUCUGUCAAAGCUACAGCCUCCCCCCUUUCUUAUUCACUUCUUUUUAGCCUUGCAGAGCCACCUUAGUCAAAUUGAAUCCUCUACCGUAAGUCUGCACCCUCAUUAAAUCGCCAAUAGAACUCUUAAUGCUCCUGAAUGCUCAUUAACAACUCCCACUUAAGAACAAUAGGGUGAAAUGGUCAGCUAUCGAAUCUUGCCUGGGGAUAUAUGCUCCAUUGUCUUAACUGCUUAACUACUGGUAGCCACUUUGCUUUAUUUAUUUGAUGUGUUUUUGUUACUGCUGUGUCCCGUUCCCCCCCCCAGCAAGUGGAGACUUAGCUGCUCUUGCUAAAGCAAAGCCCUUUCCACUUCAGUUUUUGGAGGGGAAAAGUGCUGGUUAUGGUCUGUAAAAUACAUUAAUUUUUUUGCUUCUAGGGGGGGCAGCUGCAGGAUCUUACCACUUGAGCCCAUGCUGCAGGAUCUUACCACUUGAGUCAUGGCAAAGAAUCCUGGGAGUUGUGGUUUGUUAAGGGUGCCGAGAGUUGUUAUGAGACCCCUAACCCCUUCACAGAGCUGAAGAGCUUUUGGAAAAUAAAGGUCAUCUGUUAAACCACUGCGGAAAUUGCUGUUUAAGGGGCGGCCUAAUAACUCCAAGCACCCUUAACAAACUACAGCUCCCAUGAGUCUUUGUGGAAGUAGUGAAGUGGUAUCAUGGAAUUGUAUGGAAGGGACCACGAGGAUCAUCUAGUCCAACCCCCUGCAAUGGCCCAACUUGUGACCCUGAGUGGUAUGAUAUUUUAUUUAUUUAUUUAUUUUGCCACUUUGGCCUCAUGACCUGCCAGCCCCUGGCUUGGCUAUCCAUAACAUAGCUGUCAAGUUCUCCCUUUUUGAAAAAGAGAAAUUCCCUUAUGCUGAAUAGGCUUCCUCGCGAGAAAAGGGAAAACUUGACAGCUAUGAUCCAUAAGGGAAUAUGGCCCCCAGGGUGAAAUAAAGUUCCCCACCCCUGCAUUAAAAGGUAAAGGGUAAAGGGACCCCUGACUAUUAGGUCCAGUCGUGACCGACUCUGGGGUUGCGCGCUCAUCUCGCAUUAUUGGCCGAGGGAGCCGGCCUAUAGCUUCCAGGUCAUGUGGCCAGCAUGACAAAGCCACUUCUGGCAAACCAGAGCAGCACAUGGAAACACCGUUUACCUUCCCGCCGGAGUGGUCCCUAUUUAUCUACUUGCACUUUGAUGUGCUUUCGAACUGCUAGGUUGGCAGGAGCUGGGACCAAGCAACGGGAGCUCACUCCGUCACAGGGAUUCGAACCGCUGAUCUUCUGAUCAGCAAGCCCUAGGCUCAGUGGUUUAACCCACAGCGCCCUGCAUUACGGGAGCUUUAAUUCUGCUUCUGCCUUUGGCGGUAUCGGAAAAGGGAAAUAAAAACGGAAGAGAAAACAAAGAAAAUCGGAACCUGCAACAUACAGGAAACUGGUUAGGCCAAUGUGUGCCUCUGAGCAGAAAUCUGUGUUUGUGGAAGCCCUUGAGCAUUAUACUUGAGCUUUGGUGGGUGCCCUCAAGCGGGUUAACCAAACAGACUGAGGGUAGGUAACUGAUACCCCGAGGUCACAGGUAAACAUGCAGAGACUGUACACAGAGCUGAUUCACCUGACUGGCAGGGAGGCAACUAUGGCCACGCCCAACCGGACAAGGUUUCAGGUUCCAAUUUCAUUGUUUUGUUUGCUCCAUGCACACACCUGAUGGCUCAGGCUGAGGGCAGACGUGUGGAGUCCGCAUGGGUUGCCGAACUUACCUCUUCCCCUGGUUCUUUCCCUUCGUUUUCUUGCCGUUAACGGAAACAAACAAAAAUCUGCCAGCCUUUUUUAAAAAUUUAUUUUCACGCAAGCGACAGAACAAUAACUUGCCGGGUCUCCUCGAAAGGCUUAAUUUGUUGGAAACAGAUUGCAAAUGAAUGAAAGCUGUGCAAAUAAGUCUACAAAAGUUGCUAGUCUGCGAAACAACAACAACAACCAACAAACACUAGCCAGCCGGCUUACCCACACAUCCCUCCUCCUAGUUAUUUGUGACAUAUUGCCGGUGCCUGGAAACUUUCCCGACGUGCAGCGAUGUGGCAACACAUCCUCCCGUUUAAUGAGCUUCCAGACUACACUGAUAUAAACAAACAUAUAUGCAGAUAAUUUGGCAAAAACACGUCUACAGUGCUUAGGGGCAAACAGCCUUCUACUUUCUGAAGGAGAGAUAACCAUCUCUCCUCCGUUUAGUGCCAGGAAAUCUGAUUGUUAAAUUCCUUUUUGCUGUGUAAAGGAUCACCUAUUCACAGUCACACUGCGUACAGUGGGAUUAAGAGAGAUGUUUGAGCUUAGCCUCCAGCUCUGCUUGGCAAAGUACUUGACCUCUUCAAGUCACAAUAUGCUUUUGAUUUUUUUGAUCUCUUUAAGCAUCAUGGUAUGCAUUUCUGCUUUGCCCUCGUAAGGACCUGGCAGCUGCCUUACAUUCUCUGCUAGCUUCCUGGUUCGAAUUUUUUUUGCAAUGCACUGUGUGUGUGUGUGUGCGCGCGCGCGCCUUUCAAGACUGCCUUACUUGAACUGCUCAGUUGUUCCAAAAGUGCAGCUUCCUGCCAGUUGGCUGAGUCAGCUGCAUAGAGCAUAUUAUACCUGUAAGUUUUUUACCGGUUGCCUCUCAGUUUUCAAACACCGUUCAAGAUGCCCUAAAGGUAAAGGUACCCCUGACCGUUAGGUCCAGUCACGGACGACUAAGGGGUAGCGGCGCUCAUCUCGCUCUACAGGUUGAGGGAGCCGGCGUUUGUCUGCAGACAGCUUCCGGGUCAUGUGGCCAGCAUGAAAAAGCCGCUUCUGGUGCACCAGAGCAGCACAUGGAAAUGCCGUUUACCUUCCCGCUGGAGUGGUACCUAUUUAUCUACUUGCACUUUGGCGUGCUUUCAAACUGCUAGGUUGGCAGGAGCUGGGACCGAACAACGGGAGCUGGCCCCGUUGCGGGGAUUUGAACCGCCGACCUUCUGAUAGGCAAGCCCUAGGCUCUGUGGUUUAGACCACAGCGCCACCCGCCUCCUUUAAAAACCCUAGAAUCAUAGAAUUGUUGGACGGGAUCCUGAGGGUCAUCUGGUCCAACCCCCUGCAACGCAGCAAUCUCAACUAAAGCACCAUCAUCAUCAUCAUCAUCAUCAUUUAUUUAUUUCUCGCCCAUCUGGCUGGGUUUCCCCAGCCACUCUGGGCGGCCCCCAACAGAAUAUUAAAAACAUGAUAAAACAUCAAACAUUAAAAACUUCCCUAAACAGGGCUGCCUUCAGACAUCUUCUAAAAUAGAGUCACCUUAGGCUUGGGAGCAAAAUACGACCCUCCAGGCCAGCGUUUCUCAACCGCUGUUCCGCGGCACACUAGUGUGCCGCGAGACGCUGGCUGGUGUGCUGCGACGUGCGGUGACGAGAAGGGCGAUUUGCAUUGUCACAUGCCUGGCGGCCGCCAAUAAUAACCACUGGCCCGCUGAAAAGGAAGCCGGCCGGGUCACGAUGCGGGGCGAGCGCAGCUCUCAACAGCCACCACCACGGGAGGGUGGUUUUAGACAAACUUAAAGAAGCUGACUGGAUGAGCUCAACCUGAAACUUGCUGAGCAAAGGGUUGUGCUGGCAGAGAAAUCAGCGGCUUGUGAAGCCUUAUUACAGGAGAUUGCAACCAACACAGCAAUUGGCAAGUGUUUCUUACAGUCAUAAUUAUAUAGUCAAUAUAGGGCGGCACAGAGUUAAAUUUUUUAAAUUUUUUAAUGGUGGUGUGCCUCGUGAUUUUUUUUCAUGGAACAAGUGUGCCUUGGCCCAAAAAAGGUUGAGAAACACUGCUCCAGGCUACGCCCUUCGCCAGCAUCCUCUUCCUGCUCCCCACUAGCAGGACCAGCGGACAGGGAUGAUGGGAGUUGUAGUCCAACAACAGCUAGGGACUCGAGGUUGAGAAAAACUGCCAUAAAACCUUCUUAACAACUCCAUAUGCUCAGUUCAUCAGGUGAGUCCUCUGCUCCAGAAAACUCACUAUGAGCGGUAAAGUGAGAGACCGCAAGGAGCAGAGACCUUUUGGUCAUGGCACUUUCUUCCAAAAUUUCCUCCUGGAAUGGGGACGGGACUGUUGGGUCUUUGAGAAGUCUAGUAAAAGCCAGGCUUUGGGAGCCGUUGGGCUAGCAUUAAAUGCAGUUCUUCCCUGGGUUAUUUUAUGCGCCGGUAAUGUUAUUUUAAGGUUUAACGUUGGGGCAAAUCUUCAUAGCUUGCUGUGAAUGUACGAUGGCUCACCAGGAACUUGAAAACCUGCUGUUUAGAAUGAAAGCGGGAAGGAGUUGUCUCGCGCACCUGGCAGGCCAUAAUAUGUGACUGGUGGGCUGCAUAUGGCUCGGUAGUUCAUGGCUGUGUUUUGGUUUUUUCUACUCUCUUUUAAUGUUUGCAUUAUUUGGGGGCAGGGGGGAGUGACGAAGAAUGCAGUCGACAGCAUCCCAUUGUAGCAGCAUACCAUGAAACUGUUCCUAAAUGAGCUAAACAUGAGACUAGGGAAACCCAGCCAGAUGGGCGGGUAUAAAUAAUAAAACAACAGCAGCAGCAGCAGCAACAACAACAAUUAUUAUUAUUAUUAUUAGCGUAAAAAUUUAAGAAUUGCCCUUCUGGAUCAGGCCAGCUACCUGAACCAUGUAGUUUCCCACCUUCAAUCUGACUCAUCAGAAACUCAAAACUAAACAGACUGAAGGUGGAGAUACACAUAACAUUCCCCCUCCCCAAGUAGUGGCGUCAGUUUGGAAGUGUCCUUGCUGCAUUCAGCGCAAAAGGAACUUUUCUGUUCAAGGUCAAGUCCUGAAGGGAGAUGAGCAGGAACCACAAUUCUGCAAACUGACAGCAGAAGCUCUGAUUGGCUGGCACCCAUGAUGUCAUCAAGAAACCUCUUCUUCUCCAAUCCCCAGAGCAGUUUUGAGCUUUUUAAAGUUUUGGUGUUUUUUUUUAAAAAAUCACUGCAAUGACAGAUGAUAGGAGAAUAAGUUGUCUGCUGGCAUUUUCAUCUUAUUCUGAUUGUGAAGCCAAGAGGAAGCUGUUUGUGUGGGGGGGGGGGCACUAUUGAAAGAGUUUAAUAGUAUGCCUGUCUCCUCAAUGACGAUGUGGGUUUUCUAGAAAAUGUUGAAUUGGAAAAAUUUAGGGUAGUUUGCAUUGGGGAAUCGUUUGAUGUCCUGGAGAAUGAUCUAAUUUAGCAUGAUUGUUUUCCUUGUUUUAGCAGCCAAAGCUAAAAGCUUUGAAACUGCCAAGGCGGCCUAACACUGCAUUUGUAAUUGGAAUUCAUUGUUACUAAUGAACUUAUGAAAUUGGAAAAAAUUUCUACCUCAGAUCACUGCUCAACAUUUGCCCUGCUAAUUUAGUUUGGAACAUGUGCUCUAAUUGUCUUUAUUAUCUAGGGAGAGUUGGCUAAUCAGACUGUUUUCUGGUAUCUGUCCUUAAUCACUGCCCCUAUUUUGUCCCUGCUUUCUUUUAGAGGGAUUUUUUAAGGGGCGUUUUUGACAUGCAAUGCAUACAUGUGCCCUGGUAUUCACUAACUUCCCUUCUGCAUCCCCCUCCCUGUAACUGCCUAUCCAGAAAGCAAAUGUUGCUGGUAUGCUGUAAUAUUUAACAACCAGAUCCACUGUGGGAAUAAAUGUUCUAUCAAACAUUUUAAAUUUUUUAAAAAAUAAAUAGGAAAACUAGCAACGCAAGCCUAUGAAAGUUGGAAGAAAGUCCCUUGGAAGAAUUCCCAUUGUGCUCAGUUUGGCCUACACUCAAGUAUGCGUGUGUUGGAUUGCAACCUCAGUUUAACACAACUGCUUCAAAAGCCAGCUCAGGAUAGAGGGGAUAAAUGGAUACUGUACAGUAGUGUUCAACAGCGUGUCAGGAUGUGUGUGAGACAGACAAACUAAGGCAGUGAUAACUGAUGUAAGAAUAGGCAUCCCUCUGUCUCCGGAGACAAUGGGAGAGGCAAACCACUGGAAGUCAAGUCACCGGAGAGCUACAGUGCCUGCUGUGGCUGUAGAGACCAAUACAGGAGAGACAUGUUUUGUUGCAGGUGGGGCAGUUGUAGGUGUCUGGUUGUGCUGCUGCAGGUGUACCAUGGCACUGCUUCUUUCUGCACUCCUCCCAGCAGUCAUUCCUCCUCUGGUCACUGCUGUGGGUACACAACCUGACUUGCUGUUUCCAAGCGCUGCGGUCAUCUACAAGGAAUUCCUAUGUAUAUUAUAUUGCUGGCAUCCAUCUGUCUCAAGAGACAAUGGAGUGACGUCAAACCACUGUGUUAGCGGCACUGAAGUGACCCCUCUGGGGCGCAAGCCUUGGCAGUGUGUCUGGAGGUCCUGGGCUGCCCAGACAAGAAGACCUCUCAGCCUCACUGAUGUGGUCCAAAAGAAAGCAGAACAAUACGUUUGGCACCAGCUUGGCUGCAGGAGUUGCCAGAAGGAGGCGUAUAUCCCACCACUUUAUGGAGUAGGGUUUACUCCAUCGCCUUUUCUUCCCCCAAUAGCCCACAAAGUGGUGGAGGUUUAGGAUCAGAAUUUUCCUUCUCCUAGAUGGGCUGCUUUCUAAGGUUGACAAGCCCCACCUGCCUCACACUUCCCUCCACAACUUGUGUGGAAACCACCUUCUUGACUCAACAGGCAUCCCCAAACUUCAGCCCUCCAGAUGUUUUGGACUACAAUUCCCAUCAUCCCUGACCACUGGUCCUGUUAGCUACGGAUCAUGGGAGUUGUAGGCCAAAACAUCUGGAGGGUCGCAGUUUGGGGAUGCCUGUUCUUGACCAUUGGACCCACGAUUAGUCCCGUCUGCUCAAUCCACCAUAGCCAGUCUUUGCUUGCAGGGGAAGCCCCUAACUCACCGAGGGUUUGCUGGGAUGUAGAUAAAUACAUAUACAUACUAGCAGUUCAAAAGCGCACCAGUGCAAGUAGAUAAAUAGUUACCACUGCAGCGGCAAGGUAAACAGCUUUUCCGUGCGCUCUGGUUUCCGCCACAGUGUCCCGUUGUGCCAGAAGCAGUUUAGCCAUCCUGGCCACAUGACCCGAAAGCUGUCUGCGGACAAACGCCGGCUCCCUCGGCCUGAAAGCGAAAUGAGUGCCGCAACCCCAUAGUCGCCUUUGACUGGACUUAACCGCCCAGGGGCCCUUUACCUUUUACCUUACAUAUACAAGAGUGUCCUCACUUGAAUCUGAAAUCUCAGACAGUCUGGUGGCUUCACGGUUCCCUUCCCUGUGUUCACUGCAGAUGUCAUGGUCCCCUCAGUACCGGAGUUCAAAAUUCCGCCAUGUUUACGGCAAGGCAGCCAGCAAGGAGAAGUGCUAUGACUGUGUGCCUAUCACCCGCAGUGUUCACGACAAUCACUUCUGCGCUGUGAACCCGCAUUUCGUUGCUGUUGUGACCGAAUGUGCCGGUGGAGGAGCCUUUAUUGUAAUACCAGUAAAUCAGACAGGAAAACUUGACCCGCAUUACCCUCGCAUCUGUGGGCACAAAGGGAAUGUUUUAGACAUCAAGUGGAACCCUUUCGACGACUUUGUAAUAGCCUCGUGCUCUGAAGAUACCACUGUUAAAGUCUGGAACAUUCCUCACCACUUACUCACAAAAAGCAUCACAGAUGCACAGAAGGAGCUCAUUGGUCAUUCGCGGAGGGUGGGACUCAUCGAAUGGCACCCAACCGCAAGCAACAUCCUUUUCAGCACUGGCUAUGAUUACAAAAUCAUGAUAUGGAACCUUGACACCAAAGAGUCUGUAAUUCAGACCCCGGUGAAGACAAUCCACUUCCACACGGACGUCAUUCUUUCCAUGUCGUUCAACACAGAUGGGAGCCUCUUAGCCACGGCCUGCAGGGACAGGAGAAUAAGGGUCAUUGACCCACGAGCAGGAACUGUCUUACAGGAAGCAAACAACAAGUCUCACAGAGUGAAUAAAGUUUUGUUUCUAGGAAACAUGAAAAAGCUGCUCUCCACGGGGACAUCCAGGUGGAACAACAGGCAAAUUGCACUAUGGGAUCAGGGUGACCUUUCCGUGCCUUUAGUAGAGGAGGAUGUGGACGGUUCCUCGGGUCUCUUGUUUCCUUUCUAUGACUCGGACACGCACAUGCUGUAUGUACUGGGCAAGGGCGACGGAAACAUCAGGUACUACGAGAUCAGUUCGGAGAAGCCAUACCUAAAUUACCUGAUGGAAUACCGCUCUCCUUUGCCCCAGAAAGGAAUCGGUUUCAUGCCAAAGAGGGGUCUUGAUGUCUCUUCCUGCGAGAUAUUCCGAUUCUACAAACUGAUCCCGGCCAAGUACCUGAUAGAGCCGGUGUCUAUGAUAGUUCCGCGUCGGUCUGAAUCGUACCAGGAAGACAUCUACCCGAUGACAGCUGGAGCCCAGCCAGCCCUGACGGCACAAGAAUGGCUAAGCGGCAGUAAUAAAGGCCCCAUCUUGAUGUCUCUGAGACCAGGCUCCGUCAUCUUGAACUCUUUGCCGCCACUCCCUGCAAAGGAGGCAACGCUGGAAGCCACGGAGCCUGCCCAGCUCCGGGCCAGGGUGGCAGACAUCACUGAAAAGCCAAGCAGGGUGCAAGAGAGAUGGGGGUACUGGAAGGCCGAGGAGAGAGGGCCAGAAGACAGGAAAAUCGGGCUGUCAAACGGCUUUGAUGUUUUUGAGUGUCCUCCGCCCAAAACAGAAAACGAGCUGCUGCAGAUGUUUUACCGGCAGCAGGAAGAAAUCCGGAGGCUCCGCGAAGUGAUGAUUCAGCGGGACGUGCAGAUCAAACAGCUGGAGCUGGAGAUCAAAAACCUUCACAUGGAUUCAGGCAGGUUCUGACAGGACGUCCCUUGGCAGCCUUUGGAAGGCAGUUCAACUCCAGGACAAUGGUUGCCUCCAAGUACUACUGUGGGGAGAUUUUGCAUUAGAAGGACUUGAGACCUUAUAGGCAACUCAUUGCCUGCCUCAAGUGCCCAUUUUCUGGAAGGCAGAGGCCGCUGGGAUUCUUACGGGUGCUUUGUUUACUAGCCACCUUCUUCGAACCAGAGAGCAAACUGGUUUGAAAGUGGCCCUAGAGUCACUCUGGGAAGUCUCAGUGGUGAAGGCAGAGGCUCCAGCAGCUCCCCUGUGUGCCCGGUACUUCACUGAGGACCAGUGAGGGCAUCUUCCAAGUCCCCGGUGCCCAUCUGAGCUUGGCCAUGUGGUGGUUUUGACUCGUCCAGGCUGUCCAGCAACGAACUGUUGCAACAUGAAGGUGAAGUGGCUCAGGACUCUUCCCUGUUCCCUCCCCGGAGCUGAACAGAGCAGGCUAAUUCUACACCGAAUUACUUUUGUCUCUCUUGUGGUCAAUGAUAGUUGGGGGGGGGCAUGUCUAAGUCCACUUCCCUUAGUUUUAUGGGUUUUCCUUUGCAAAUAUGGUUGCGCUCAAGAGGUAAGGAGCAAAGAAACGGGAGUCUUUAAUCAGUUAGUAAAGGCAAAAUCAGGAAUGUAGGUUUCUUUGGUUAUAAAGGGGAACUUAUUUCAAAAGCCAAGCUUUUGAAAGGGAUGUUUCAUUCUUGAGCCUUGUGAAGCAGACCAGGUUGCAACCAGAGCAUAUCUGCAGCAUACACAGUCAUCUUCCAACUUCACCCAUAAUAUUUCCCCAGGAGCACUUCAUGCCUUAAACCAACAAUAGUCUGAGGACCAAUUCUCUGAACUGGCUUCCUUCCAGUUGCCUCAAAUUAAAGCUUCCACUAGUUGCUUCUAACCUCGGUCACUGUUCCACUGAAUAUUGUUGCCAGAAUUAACAUGGGACAUUGCAGGGCAGUGUCCAGAAAGGAGUUCAGACAUCCAAUUUCCAGCUCAUCUUAUAGAAUAUUCCGUCCUUCCCCAUUUCAUCUGGUUCAGAGCCUGUUUCUAUGAUUACUUGCUUUUGCAAAAUCACAAGGCUCUUCUUUCAAACGGUUUCCCAUCUUCUGCUCCGUUACCUAUGACCAAUGCUUUGCCUAAUCUUCCAUUGCCUGCUGAUUCCCACACAAGUCUAUGCAAAACACUGCCACCCACGUAAUUCUCCUUCCUGGUCUCGGGCCUGACCACCUGAAAUAUCCAAAGACUGUGAAGCCCUGGGACAGCGAAGGGAUGAGUCUUUGGGAGCUGGGGGGGGGUGAGUCUUCUGGCGGGAUACCUUUAAAGCACUUCUCCUUAAGUCCUGAAAGUUAAGACCUGUUGCUGAAAAACAAAAAAUGGUUGGGCUCCUGCGAUGUCAGGAGCUGGGGCUUGAAGAAACGCAAGCAGCCCUGCUCAUAAUAAAAUCAUUUUAAAAAACCCAUUGCCCUGGCUACUUCGGGAAAACUCAAGAGUUGUUCAGGAGCGAGAGCAAGGGCAAUUCACUGAGGAGCACCCCCUAGUCUGGUCAAUGUAACACCUCUGGUGUCGGGGGUUAAGUAAGGCUGGGCCUACAGUGCUCACAUUUUUCUAUCUAGAGCUAGAUUUCCCCCUUCAUUCACUUUCCUCAUAGCUUCUCAGAAAGACCAAUAAUUACCAGUUCAAAAAUCACUCCAAAGGCCUGCUUUUAAUUGCAGCAAUCCCCAAUGGCUUGAUAAAACUGUGCCCAGGCAUGCCUCUCCCCAUUUUGCUUUUUUUAAAAAAACCUUAGCAUUAGAUCUGCCAGUGCUUGUUGCUGGGAGUAACGCCUCUCAUACCCUACCUAUAGAAGCAACAGCACAGUUUUGCCUGGAUUGCACCAUUCGGAUUAUUGGGAAGAGGGUUGGAUAGUUCCUGUGCAUACAAAGUUAUCAUAUCGAGAAUCCAGGCUAGCUUUCUCUUGGACAGAACUCCUCCUUUUCUAUGUGCAUAUGCUUAUGUAGGGAGAGCAUUCAGGCGAUUCCCCCACUUCAGUCUGAAGUGGUACAAGCCCAGAAAAGCUGUAUUAAUUGUGGCUUUGCUACUCUGGUGGUCAGAACAGCGCAAGAGGAAUCAUGAAACCUGUAGGAAACUCAACCUUACUUGGAUACUUUUACACUUUUAAACUCACCUCUGAAUAUUAAAGAGUAUUUUAUACCCAUUGCUCGUGGACUUUUAUCCAAUCCUUUUAAAAAACUAGUGUCUCCACGCAUUAUUCCAGAUGGCUGUGAUCUAUUAGGAACUUUUAAUAGUCAUGGUGGCUGUCCAUUGGACAGUCUAGAUCAUGUUGUCUCCCAAAUGUGACUAGCUAUUAUGUUCGCAAUCAGGGCACAAUGGUGAUAUCCACCCUCUACCGCUAAUCUCAAGAGAUUUUCUCUCUCUUGCCCACUGCCCCUAAAAAAAGCCGAGUGAUCAGUUUUAUCUAGCUGUUGCUAACAGUUUAUUGUUGCAGUCCAACAGCAUGAGACUGCUGUGUAGCCUUUUUGCUGGUUGGCAAGGGGGACUGAAUCCAGGUUCCUGUUCCCUUAUCCCAAGCAACUGAUGAGCAGGGAUCCAGCAUUUAUUUUUCACACACACACCAGGAUGGGACUAGGGCACCAUCCAUGCAGAAUCCGUUGGCACAGGCUUAUACCUCCAUGUAAGGAUACAUGUGCAGAUAGUCUCAAUCAGGAUGGAGAAAAAUGACACCUUGUGAUUGUUAGUCAUACUUAGGGUAAACUCAUUCAUAUAAAUGGACAAGUCAAUUAAUUCCAGUGGGUCUACCCUGAUUAUGACUAAUGCUGGCUACCACCCCCUGCAAUUUGUGGGAUUGCUCUCUUUCCUUGUUUACAAUGCAGAAUAAAUUAUUUAAAGUAGUAGUCAGCUAAAGCAAAGGGAAAGUUAAGUUUCAAAAUGCAUUUUUAAAGUGUACCUUUAAAUUAUUUUUUGCUUGUUUUUAUGCAUUUUAUCUGAUCAACAGACAGCAAUGUUAGCCAUUUAUCAAGGGGAUUCCUCAAUCCUAAAUCUACUUGAAAAAAAAUUACUGCAUUAUGUUUACUGAUAACCUUUCAGAAAAUGAGUAAUUCAGCACUUGAAAGUUAUUUUUUAACGUAUCACUUCUCUGUUCUAUGUAAACCUUGGAGAUAGUACAUUUCAAAGCAACGCUUUACUCAUGUAUGUUGGAGAGAAAUGAAAAGAAAAUAUCUAUACAGUAAUAGCAAACUGGUUACGCUUUAUUAAACAGUGCCUAACUAUA
Molecule: messenger RNA, 12861 nt
Organism: Zootoca vivipara (common lizard)
Lineage: Eukaryota; Metazoa; Chordata; Lepidosauria; Squamata; Lacertidae
Source: RefSeq, a predicted model, not a curated record